Molecule: messenger RNA, 1611 nt
Organism: Brachypodium distachyon (stiff brome)
Lineage: Eukaryota; Viridiplantae; Streptophyta; Magnoliopsida; Poales; Poaceae
Exons: 3
Coding region: 347-1156 (269 amino acids)
Source: RefSeq, a predicted model, not a curated record
CCUAGCUGCAUCCUGCUUAAUUUCUUUGCAUGCAGCAGCUGAGGCUGAUGAGACGAAGGUAGGCCGUAUCCCAUGUGUAUCACACGCCGCUUAUUAUAAAAGCAGCCAAGGAGCUAUCUAGCUACAUUGCAAACUUCUCCCAGACUUCCAGGGACCCAAAAGACCAUGCUGAUUGGUCGCCCCCAUUAAUUCCUUCCGGCUUUGACCAAAGAAAACCAUGCUGGUUGGUCGCCCCCAUUCCUUCCGGCUUAAUUCCAUUGCAAAAUCAUCCCUGAGAUGCCCUGAGAAGAUAGAUAGGUUGAAAGCCUGAAAGACCAGUAGCAAGACCUGCCUGUUGUUGUUGAGGAUGGGCGCUGGUCAGGUCCGAGCUCGAGCUCGGAGGAACAAUGGCAAUGGCGGCGGCGGCCCGAAUUGGCUGCGGCCGGAAGAGAAGUCGCUGAAUAUCUAUGUGCUCUGGCAGGCAUAUGUCCUGAUGGCCGUGACGGGGUUGGGCUAUCUGGCGCUGACAUGGUCCACGGUGGUGCUGCUGGGUGGCUUCGUCACCACGCUGGGGAGGAAGGACUUCUGGUGCCUCACUGCCAUUAGCAUGAUACACGAAGCCAGUGAAGUACUCGAUGCUAAAAGCAACACCAUAUACAUGAUAGCAGCAUUGGCCAUCUUGGAGAAUUUGUGUACUAACUGUACACUGGAUGGGGAAUAUGUAAAGGAAUCCUUGCUGUCAAAGGUCCUCAUGAAAGUACUGCCUGUACUAAUGAGUAAAAGGAAGCGCCCAACAGAAGCAUCUCAAAGGAAGCAAUAUUGGGCGACUAUCUUAUCAGCAUCGAGAACCGAACAGAUGAGGAGAAGGCAAUGCAAAGCAUGGGCAGAUGAUGAAGAAAUCGGCGGAUUUUCCUCAGAGGACGACGAUGAAGAAAAUCGACUUUCCAGACACAGCAGCCGAAGCAAAUCAUCUUAUCAAGCAAGCAAGGAGCAAAUUGAUGAGAUGGAAUUGCAAGAAGCGUUGUUAUCCCUUACUUUGGUGAUAUGUAACAAGCUGAUGGUCGGUGGAAAUGACUCUGACAAUUUGGGUCCGAAGAUUCCAAAUGAAAAUGGUGAAAUUUUGGUGAUGCUCAAGGCUAGAACUCUCAGGCCACGGCCGGCUGUCUACGGAUGGUGAAGCUUUGUGGUCAGAUUGCUGUGUCAAUGAUGCGCUGCAGCCUGUACAUCACCCAAUUCAAGGAUCACAAUUUCGUGGAGUCACUGUCUAAGGCUUCUGAGAUCAUGUCUAACCUUGAAAGCUGCAUGUUUUUUGCUGGGACCGACUGUGGAUUGAAGAAGACUGCCAGGCCUUUCCUCUCUGAUCUUGAGAAGGAACUCGAGGAAGCAGUCAAGUUGGUUGGUUAAUUAGAAAGUAAUUGAGAUUUUUCUACCCUAACCUUUUGCUGUUCUAUUCCUCAAGAGCAAAUAGGCAUGUGUCCAGUCCCAGGAAACAUGCUAUAUUUCUUCCUUUCAGUACAAAACAAUAUUUGCAUUGCUCAAAUUGUCCACAUCCCUCUUUGCUUGUUACUACGAAUGCUAUAAAGCAGGGACUCAAGCCUUUUCUCCAAAAGGAAGUGUAGCCAUUUUAUGAAA